GAUGGCGUCCGGGUUGGUCGUUGUGUGGUUGUGUCUUCUGUGUGCGGCGCGGGUCCCGGUCGUGUCUGCGCGGGACCAGGACUGUAUGGCCUAUCGAGAUCUCGGUGGUGUGGAGCAACCAUCCCAAGCGUGUUUUCCAGAAUUUUGCUGUGGAAGCUGUCACUUUCGAUACUGCUGCGGAACUUGGUCAUCGCGUUUGACGGAAGACCAGCAGGAGGAUUGUUCUGAAAGACACUUCGACAGCAUCAAGGAGACGGUGACUGUUGCCUCUGGCGUCGGUGCUGUGGUCCUCAUCAUCCUGCUGGUCAUCUGCUGCUGUGUCUGUCCGUGCUGCUGCCUCUACAAGAUGUGCCGCAGGCCACAACCGGUGGUCGCCACCACCACCCACACCACAGUGGUCACCGCAGUGCCCCAGCAUUACCCCCAGCAGCCCACAGCCUCCCCUGGACAGCAGCAGUCCUACCAGGGCGCCCCGUACCCGGGCUACCAUCCAGUCCCGGUCCAGCCCACCUAUGGAGCCCAGCCCACAGCACCCUACCAGGGUCAGGUCUACAACCCAGGACCACCGCCACCGUAUCAGGAAGCCACUGGUCCUGCCUAUCCUCCUGUUCCAGUGCCUUACAGCCAGGCGGCUUACGCCCCCGGACAGCCAGCAUAUCCUCUGGAGCCCCCGGCCCAACCGCAGCCCCUGGCCCAGCCCAACGCACCACCUCCGCAGGCCGACUACUUCGCCCAGCCGGCCUACAACCCGGCAUACGCUCCCCCCCCGGCCAAGCCCACCUUCUAACCCCACCCCUGCUGCCCCCUGGGCCUGCUCACUUCGCCUUCUUAAGCUGGUCACAACUUGAGAUACAUGGCAGUCAUGCGAUCCAGACACGGCGCUCCCGGUGCAGCUUCCCCCUCUGGGAAGCUGUUGAUCCCUGUAAAGUUUAACUGCAUGACACCAUGAUGCACCUCUUUGUGUGUUACUUUUUUGUUUUAGCACAUCGGCUAUUUCUUGGUUGCGCCCAUUUUUUAGACGAACAUUUAAGCCAUGCAUAGGUAUAUGCUUUGUAAAUGUUGAACCCUCCAAACAAGCCCUGGCAUCUCCUGAGCGCUGUGCCAGGAACUGAGGAUGAAGCCAUGGUGGAGCUCCGUGAAUCAGCCAGUGCUUCUACAACUCCCAGCUUCAGUCCAUGGGAUCUGGUCCACCAUUUGAAUAUAACAAGGACUUCACAGUGUCCACAUGUUCUGCCCAAUUCUUCUACGUUGAUGCCUUAUUUUAUUUUACUAGAGUAGCUUGACCUCUUCCUCCCUGGACUCCUUUCAUAGAGGGUGUGUAGGGCUCUGAACGGAGCACAGACCAGGACCCCCCCAACCGAGGAACCGUGAAAUUCAGUUUCAUAGAGUAUUCGAUGUUUGAUAAAAAGUGUUUGAUUGGGUUCCUCUGUAGCCGAAUGGUUACAGCUCAUACUGCAUGAUCACACGGUCGCAAUGUCGCUGGUUCGAUUUCCAGCUGGUGACCUAUGUUGCAUGUCACACCCCUCUCUCUCCCUCCUUCAUUUCCUGUCUACCUCUCCACUACCACUGUCUCAUAAAAAGGUAAAAAUACAAAAAACAAAAAAAAAACUUGAAAAAAAAAGGAUUUGGCUCACAAGAUGGAGGCGAUGUGCUGCCUGCUGGAGUCGUGGUUGGGUGGGGCGGCUUGUUGACGUGUUGAGGAAGUGGGUUUGUUUGAAACCACGGCCUUGUUGGCACUAAAGCUAGUCUCUGUGGUUUUUCAUCUCAUGUCAGGUUUAUUUGUGCUGCACUAAGCUGCAGUUCCAGUCUAGACAGCUACGUACGUCAUGAGACUUUUCUACCUCUACAUUCCUUCUCCACAUUCUUUUGGUUUUCCUGUUUCCGUUGCCAACAGCAGAGGGCAGCGAUCAUCGCUACUUCUUAUGACUUGUCUAUCAACCUGUCACUAUUGAACAUCUGGUCAUUCAGAGCUCUUGGUAGUGUAGUGUGAAGAUGAAGGUGCCGUCUGCAGCCUUCCUGUCUGCCAGUCAGCUGACUUGUGACACGUUUAUAAAUGACCUGAAACUCAGCUUGUGGGUGCGUUUGUGCAUUCAGUGGAUAGCAGCAUGUGUUUGUUUUGCUCAGGACACUUUAUUUAUUUUCUUCAGGUUCGCCCAUUUGAUUGUCAGCCUGGACGGUCCUGUUGGACAAGUUAAACAAGUUGUGCUCAGCUGGACGUGUAGCAGGUUCCAGUUUAAAAUGGAAUUUACAUGUAAAGGAAAAGGUAGACUACUUCUGCAGUCAUGGACACACCUGGAGAAUGAUAAGCUUGAUCAAGUGUCCUGGUAAUAUUGUUGAGGUUAGGGGAUAAAGUCUUGUUUUUACCUGCUGAUAUUUCAGUGUGUUCAGUCACACAGUCCACGUAGAGACUGUUGAGACUUCCCCUCAUACUUCAUACUGACUACUAUGACCUGUCUGCAACACCUGGCCUGCAUACCCAGGAUGAAGUCCUGCAAAAGUCCUGGAAAAUCAUUUCCUAACAAAAAUAGCGGUGACCCUGCAAAUGCAUGUUUUUCAGCAUGUUUAAUCUGUUUUCGUGGAGUUUGCUGUGUAAAGUCCAGCCAGUUGAGCCAGUUGAAUAUUUCUGUUGCCUCUUGUGUUUCUGUCAAGUCUAUAACAUCGUCUGGGUGGCAUGGCGGUCUAUUCCGUUGCCUACCAACACUGAGAUUGCUGGUUCAAAUCCCUGUGUUACCUCCGGCUUGGUCGGGCGUCCCUACAGACACAAUUGGCCGUGUCUGCAGGUGGGAAGCCGGAUGUGGGUAUGUGUCCUGGUCGCUGCACUAGCGCCUCCUCUGGUCAGCCGGGGUGCCUGUUCAGGGGGGAGGGGGAACUGAGGGUAAUAGCGUGAUCCUCUCAUGCGCUACGCCCCCCUGGUGAAACUCCUCACUGUCAGGUGAAAAGAAGUGGCUGGUGACUCCACAUGUAUGGGAGGAGGCAUGUGGUAGUCUGCAGCCCUCCCCGGAUCAGCAGGGGGGGUGGAGCAGCAACCGGGACGGCUCGGAAGAGUGGGGUAAUUGGACAGGUACAA
Messenger RNA from Lampris incognitus (smalleye Pacific opah), 3067 nucleotides. RefSeq names its product protein shisa-5-like. The record is from RefSeq and is a predicted model, not a curated record. The transcript has 5 exons. The coding region runs from base 2 to 787 and encodes 261 amino acids. Lineage: Eukaryota; Metazoa; Chordata; Actinopteri; Lampriformes; Lampridae.